AUGUCGGACGAUGUUCGCGACUAUCUCUCGUCUUCAACUUCAGCGCGGUACAGUAUUGAGGAGGAAGCGACCUCCACCAAAGGAUCUUCCAGAUCGCCCGCCGACAGCGUCGCCGACGUUUCGAUAGUCCAUAAGAUUUACUACCCUUGCUUUGGCAAAGUCGACAUCAAGUCGUACAUAGAUGCGCGCUUGUACGGCUUCAGCUUCCAGCGCAUGCACGAUGAAUGGGUGGUGCUGGGAAAGCCUCGCAUCGACACAAGUCAUUGGCCACGCAUGGCUGGGCACAGAGGUCUUCCCACGUCUCCAGAGGACUUUCUGCGCGUGGCUGAGUACUACGACACAAAGAUCUACGAACAGGUGCUGCUCGAGGCUCAAGGGAAGCCGGCCGACCGCGAUCGACCUCUGGAAGACUAUUUUGGGUCAAUGGUCACGACUGCGGCUAUCGCAAAAGCCGACUUAGGCGCAUAUCGCCUUCUGCAAGACCUGCCAUCAGCUGGGGAAGCGGCAGCUCAAAAAAUGUGGUAUCAAACUUUCACUAUGCUGUUGCAAGAGUCUAUUCGCUACUUUAUCAGCGAACGGACAGUUUGCGAUCGACUUGGACCCCAUAAUUGCGUCGGCACGCUUCUCUUUGGUCAGGCGUAUUCGAUGGCGACGCCCACUCUACUGGAGAAUCUGACAUUUCAGAUGCAGAUCUUGAGGAAUGUCUUUCCCAACUUUGGAGAUCAUUUCAUCCGUUGUGCUGCGGCACGAGCACCACAACAAUGGUCACCAACUUUGGCUGUCACGAGUCCUUUCAACCAUAGCACGCCGGCGGCAGCAAGUCAGGACGCCGUUGGUCACGGAAAACCACGGGCGUCCGGGAUGCAUUCUUCAAGCUCUGACGAGGCAUCAUCUGAGACGAUGCAUCGAGCAUCGUCCAACGCUACAACACAAAGUGACGCGAUGCAGCAGCUACUACCGGAUCUCAGCCGGCCACUAACAUCAAUCUUCAUUCCAGCCGAGUUGAAAGGACGCAGAGACCUCUUUGCCGCUGCUGUUAACCCUGCGAUCCGCUGUGAUGUUCCGCUCGAAAAAGUGGUGAGCUACAUCGACUCGCGCCGAUUAUCCUCGGCCUCGACUUCGACCUCUUCAGCUUCAACGCCAGCUUCGAUCACGAUUAAGGCACCCAUCCACAGUGCGCAAACGAUGAGCGGCGUCUCUUCUGGAGCUUCUGUGCCAUCCUCGGACACGGACUGGCACACGCGCAGACGUACAGGAGUCAGGACUAUGUCGAACGACAAUGUGGCUCUGGACAUCGAGUCGACCAAUCUGACUUUGCGCCCUCCGUUGCAAUCACAUGCUUCCUGGUCUGAAGGAGCACCUGGCCAAUCACCUUCCGAAGACGGCACAAUGAUCACGCCAGAAGAGAUCAUGACGCUACAUUCGCGAAGAGCACAAGGCAGUUCAGCCCAUUCGUACUUCAGCUCGCUUCCCACCACGCCCACCGAGAUGUUUUCGCCCAGUUCCCUUUCAAGCUCGCAGGAGGGAUCCCAGCCUUUCCUGGCCCGGAGACUGCUUGGCUCGGGGACAGGACCUCUCUCGAUGACGUCGGCAUCGGAUUCUGACUCGCGCAAGCGCGCCCGCGUUGAACAAAACCGCGAAAAGAUGAAGGCAUAUCAUCGGAGAGUCAUGCAGCAAAGGGAGGCUCUUACCAGUGUGCUUGCCGAUGUGACUUCCAACGUUGGAUCUAUACCGGUCUCUGCGUCGAGACUCGGUGCGAGUCCUCUGACGAGCCCCACGUCCACACGUGUGUCGGAGGAACCAGCGGGAGAAGCGACGUCGAGCUCAAUUGGUCGCAGCUCGCAAGAGCCAAGCUGGUCGGCAGCUGUACGCAACAAGCAGAAGCAAGAGUCAAAGGCGAGGCUGCGCAAACGCGAAAUCGAUCAUGUGCACGAGCUGGGAAUGUAUGCAAGGUAUGCAACGGCUACGCUGGUACGCUCGUUCGGUCCAGAUGCUACCGACCCGACAAGGGCCGUCUCUGCACAGUCCAGGAUUGCAGGCCCGAGUAGAGCUGGAGCCGAUCAGAUCAGUCCCGCAACGACAUGGCGACAGCUCGACUCUCAACACGUUUCGGAAGCUGACUUGCACAUGUCGCAUGCCAUCGUGCGCGUCUUUUUGCGUCAUCGCUCCAACUGGAUCGCCCUCAUCUCUGCCGAACAGAGGUUAGCUGUCGAAGUUUCCAAGCUUUCGUCAAACACAGAAAGUUCAAGCGGGUCCGGGGGAGGCGGCAGUGAUGAACCAGGCUCGAGCAGGAGCAUCAAAGAAUUGUUAGAUUGGAUUCAGUCAGAGGAACAGGCCGGAAGGAUGGUGAUACCAGGGGCAGACGCGACACCGAUGGCUUUAGAGAUCUCUACGUACGAGCAUGUUCAUUCACGCGCCAGCAUGAGUGCACCAGCUUCGAUGAUGUCUCUUGCCGGUGCGGUGACGUCUCGUGUAGCAGCAGGAUCACCUGCCUCCCAGCAUUUUGAGAGACCGGCCGGAUACAAUCCAUCGAACUACCUGCAAACGGGCGCGACUCUUCUAUCGCCAAGCUCUUCGGAUUACGGAGCCAAGGUAUCACCUUCUGGUGUAACUGGGCUCUUGGGCGCAGACGAAGGCGGUGAUUACUUCGACCAAGAUCGAAAGCGCUAUCACGGACGCAAUUCGGAUACAAGCGAGAUCGAAGCUUCGACACAAUUGAUACCUGUGCCCACGGGCUACGGCGGAGCAGAACAAGCCAACUCGCCGCUGGUAUCGCGCAUGCCCGUCGCUGGAAUGCUGUACAGCCCUGGAUCCGAGACUGUCUUGCCGUUGCCAAGCGUGUUACAGCCCAGUGGCGGCUACGGAUACAACGCUGCGUACCAGCAAGAAGCAGGCCAACAGGCUCGAAUGGCACCGCAAGCAUUUGGUCGACCCUUGCUAGCAACGAUGAAUGCAACGUCAGUCGGAGAGCCACUUUCUUCGAUGGGCAAGCCGCAAUCACGCGUGCCCAUGCACUAG
Molecule: messenger RNA, 3018 nt
Organism: Mycosarcoma maydis (corn smut)
Lineage: Eukaryota; Fungi; Basidiomycota; Ustilaginomycetes; Ustilaginales
Exons: 1
Coding region: 1-3018 (1005 amino acids)
Source: RefSeq, a predicted model, not a curated record